AAGAUGAAGGGUAUUCCAGCUCUCCACUGGACAACUGUGCAUUCUGCCUUUGGAAACCGAGAUCGCAGUGAGAAAACGUCUUUUUCCGCUACAUCCAGAUCGAUUGCCGCAACGUUCCAUUUGCCUGGACGCCUAAAGAUAAGUGGGAUAUCCCCUGGCCUUUUCGAUCCCACCCUGAAAAUUGAUCAGCUAGAGGCAGACGAGAGACGAAGGGAUGUGCAGCAGCGGCGGAAACUUAGUGAGCCCGAACAGCACGCCUUUGAACUGCAUACCGGUAGCUCAACAGUAUUCGGCUCACUGCGUGAAUGCCGCAAUACCAGCAUAGCUGCAGGCCUUAAACACGGCAAUAGGCCUCUUUCAAGGUCUCAGCAGCCCUGGAAGAGACAAGCAUCUUUAACGGAACUACUACUCUCAGGCCCGACGUUUCGUGAGACGAUAGGUCACAACCGAAAAUCCUCCGAACACAGCAGUAUGCUUAAGAAGACCACCACUCAAUAUAUAUUUAAGAAGGAAGUGGCUGAUAAACCGGUUCAGCUUCAGGGUUUUGCGGUGGCAGAAAAAUCGCGGGUAGUCGCCCAGCGGACUGUCCAAGAGAGGGGGGAAGCGCAAAGCUUACAACCAGUCAAAUUUGAAAAGCUUCAAAGCCAGCGUCAAACAAUGCUGGGAGAUUUGCACGAGAAUGCUACUGGGAAGAGAUGUGCGUCAGGAAAUAUCGGUGAGCUCCUGCAAGAGGAGCCAACAAAGGAUUCUCCUCGCGAGUCUGCCAGUCCUGCGUUACCUGCUGUAUCCACAACUCCUUCCUUGCGUCUAGCCAACUAUUCUGCUCCUAAUGCUACUAACAGCUUAACUCGGCAUACCCAAACAACUGAGACGGGGUGGCUUAAUCUUUUAAGCUGUACUAUUCAGAGAGUUGAUGAGAUUCAACGGAAACUGGUCGAGCUUGCCUUCCAGAUCCCUGAAUCUCCCCCCGUAGAAUUGCGAAGGUCUGAUGAUCCGAAGACCCAACUCUGGCUUGAAUGUGUUUUAAUCGAGCUAGCUGAAGUGCUUAGAACUGGGCCUGCACAAGGCACAGCGAAAGGCACUGCUAGUCUAUUGGUUUUCCUACAGGAGCAGCAGGGCCAGUUGCUUAGUGCCACGCGAAUUUGGCAACUGCUCCAAGAAGUGCGGCAUUUUUUGGAACAGGCGGCACAACAUAAAUUUGCUCAAUGCUACGUACACUGCCAAGUCGAAGCACAAGAGUGCAGAAGAGAUGCAAAAGCCUCAAAAGACUUUUGCUCGAAGGCACUGUGGCGCCGCCACAGACAACGACACUGUAGUCAGCAUGAAGCCAAGUUGCGCUCGGAAUCUUGUUGUUUUAAUGACAAAAGAUCAAAUGGAUGCCAGUUUCACUGCCAAAGAGUAGCCAGUGCUGAGCAUCGUAGGUUUGGUUACAUCGACAUACCGCCGAAAACAGUGAAGAAACAUGUAACUAAGGAGUGUUCGAAGAUUAUUGGCCACAUCCAUGCAGAUAAAUCACUUAACGCUCAACCAGAAGAGCCCCCAAAACAUUCUCGGACAAGGAUACUUGAUUCACUAUGCAUUUGCGCACCUGUACCCCAGGCUACUAAAAGCACGUUGGAGAACCGCUGGCUCAGUUUGCCCACAACUUCCAGUCCCGGAACGGGAUUGUCAAACAAGGUCCCGAUAACCUUACUAAAGGCCUCUACCUGGACAAGUCAAAACGAUACGAUUGGUCUAUUUGAAGAAAAGCGAUUUCCAUCGCCUUGCUGUAUCGAGUGUCUUGGGCGAGCUGAGCCUCAGAUUCGAGUGAAUGAAGCUAUACCCAGUCACAUGCUUGAGUGCAUUUUCCGCGUUCAAGAAGCAGAGUCUCGAGCUGAGGCAACCCUGAAAAAUGUGGGAGAAUCGAAGAGGAUGUCUUUUGAUCAUGAGCAGCGGGACAGAGAUGCUUACGACCAAAACACGCAUCAAAGGAAGCUAAGUUUUUUUCCAGUUUAUGCCUAUGGUACUGCGUCCAAAGAAAUCCACAAGCGGGGGCUGAAUGGGUCUAAAACUGGCACUGAAAUGGAGAGCGCUAUACGUGGAACGUCAAGGGGGCAUUUACAGCCUACUCUGGAGGUUGCAAUUGAAGAAAGGAUCCUAGCUUUCCGGAACUCACGAAAACAGGUGUUGCUAAUAGAGGAACCACUACUCCAGCAAGAUUGCUUGCAAGAAGCAUUACUUAGGUUUGAACAGGAAGGAAAAAAAUGUCGGUACAUCGGUGAUGAAGUGGGAGGAGUAUGGACACUGCACGCCGCCAUCGCGGGGCAGGUCAUAAGUGACGAGGUAGAGCAGCUGGUCUUAUUUAUGGACACUGUAAGUAGUACGUUCGUUGGUCAGCUGCUUCACGCAGAAGCACUUCGUAUGGCGAAGCGCACGGAGCUCAUACCCUUCAGCGAACCUGAUAUCACUUGCGGCCCAAGUUAA
Molecule: messenger RNA, 2463 nt
Organism: Cyclospora cayetanensis
Lineage: Eukaryota; Apicomplexa; Conoidasida; Eucoccidiorida; Eimeriidae
Exons: 3
Coding region: 4-2463 (819 amino acids)
Source: RefSeq, a predicted model, not a curated record